AUGACAAUAUCCUGACAUUUUAAAUAGUAAUUAUUAAAAUAAUUUUAACUGACAUCACUAAAAGCUAUUAAACUUAGAAUAAAUAGAAAUCAACUUUAAGAAUAAGUAAAUUAUUAUGGAUCACAAAUCUAGCGAGAACUAUCCUCAAUGCAGUACAAACGCUGGUACCCAAGGAUUGCAAGUAGACAAAGAAAUUGAUGUUGCAUCAGUGUCCUCCAAGGAAAUCAUCUCACAGAGACUAGAUGUCGGUACUGCCAAUACUGAUUCAAAUAAUUAUAAUAAUGAUUUAAUAUUUAAUUCUUCAAAAACUUCGAAUCCGUUUGUACUUUUCACUAAAUCUAUGACAAAUCAACCGCUUCGUAUAUCUUCAAAUUUACCAUCUCCAAUUUCUUUGAAUAAUCCUGAAACAAUUCAACCUUUGACAUUAUUCCUUCAAGCAUUAGCCAAAUUAAAUGAAAGUUCAAUAAGCUUAGCAAUACAAAAUAAUAUUUUACCAAAAUCUAACUCUGAUCAUACAAGUGCGAAUAAAGUUAUUGAUAUGAACUCGAUAGAAUUAACGCCUCCAGAUUCUUUAACGAAUGCACCGCCAUCUUAUUCAUUUGUUUUGCGUCAAAUGGCAGCACGACGAAGACGCAGGCUUAUGGGAACUUUUAUACCCUCUCCAUCAUUUGUUCAGCAUACACCACCUCCAAAUUACGCAACAGCAUUUGAUAUAUACGUGGAUAGUCCCCUACCACCACCUCCAUCAAGAAAUUAUAACUUUGGGUUUACACCAAUACCAAUUGUUUGCCCUGAAUGUGGAUAUGCGGGUUUUAGUAUAGUGGCAAGUAAAAUAACGCUGUGUACCCAUUUAUGUGCAAUAGUAUUAUGCUUAUUAUGUUGUUGGAUUUGUGCUCCACUACCUUACGUGCUAAGAUCAUGCAAAGAUGUUUACCAUUACUGUAGAAAUUGCCGAUAUUACCUGGGAAUGUAUUGUCCUACUAAUACAGAAAGUUCAUACGCAUGA
Messenger RNA from Vanessa tameamea, 1006 nucleotides. RefSeq lists its product as uncharacterized. The transcript has a single exon. Gene Ontology annotation, molecular function: zinc ion binding. NCBI's taxonomy places the organism in Eukaryota, Metazoa, Arthropoda, Insecta, Lepidoptera, Nymphalidae. The record is from RefSeq and is a predicted model, not a curated record. Bases 116 to 1006 code for a protein of 296 amino acids.